Molecule: messenger RNA, 1050 nt
Organism: Pelagomonas calceolata
Lineage: Eukaryota; Pelagophyceae; Pelagomonadales; Pelagomonadaceae
Source: the annotation of a GenBank genome assembly
AAGUUGCUCUGUAUCGCGCGCACACCGAGCCGCUGGGCACGUGGGUUGGCGUGACAGCGCGAACCGUCCAUCUUGCCGCAUAGCUGCCGAAAGAAGCAGCGGUCGGCGCGCCCCUCGCGGCAAACGGCCUUAACAUCCCUGCUGCGCCGCGCCGCAUUAUCGGCCACGCCGUGAGCUCCGGAGCCUCGGUAGCGCGCCGAGCGAGUGCGCCUAUACUGUCUUGCACUCGCCAGCGUUGAGCUCAUGGCGGAAAUCAUCGACGCCGACAUGACGCCCGCCGCGGACUUGCGGCAGCAGAAGCGCAGCUUUGCAAAAGACAUCACCAACAAAGAUACGACGACGAGCUCGCGCAAGAAGUCGAAGCCGGAGUCCCCGCCGGAGGAGUUCGUGGGCGGCUGGUCCACGGAGGACCUCAGCAGUUCGGAGCCUCAUAGCGAUGCAACCGAAGAAUCAGAAGUGGCGCGGCGCACUUAUGGUAUGAAGGCGGUCGUCCAGCGCCGACACGCGCCCCAGAUCUCAAAGGACACCAAUUACUACGAGCACGUCGAGCCGAACGCGGCCAAGGCGGCGAAAGCUAGACAGAGCGGCGAGGGACUACUGACGUUUGUGCUGACGUCCGAGCAGCCCCUCGAGGAUAUGCCCAUCGACGGCGGAAUUUCUCACACGAGCCACGUGCCCGAGAUCUCGUCGGACGUCGUGGGCGUCCACGAAGCACGUUCUGCCGGUGCCAAAAACAGUAACGAGGUGCAAUCACGAAAGAAGCAGGGUCGAGGGAAGGGGACGAAAGGUCCUAAAUUGAAAGGAGUGACGCGGUCGCCCCCGUUCACCGUGUGGUUCGGCGACGAACUCGUGGGCAAGUACGAGGGCGGGUGGCAAUCUGCUCUGCCCGAUAUUAAGCGAAAGCGUCCGGGCGAGUACAUGACUCAAAACUUGCUCUCGUGCUUGCUCAACAUCAAGAGGGCAAAAAUACUCAAAGAUUACCCAAAAGUCAAGAAGGAGUACGAGGUUACGAAAUUCACCGCCAAGUACUAGUGUCCAGAUUAGCAAGAG